This is a messenger RNA of Aspergillus japonicus CBS 114.51, 2356 nucleotides long. Its product is annotated as glycoside hydrolase. Gene Ontology annotation, biological process: carbohydrate metabolic process. Lineage: Eukaryota; Fungi; Ascomycota; Eurotiomycetes; Eurotiales; Aspergillaceae. Gene Ontology annotation, molecular function: chitin binding; hydrolase activity, hydrolyzing O-glycosyl compounds. The record is from RefSeq and is a predicted model, not a curated record. The annotation marks the transcript as partial. The transcript is spliced from 9 exons.
AGUCUGUCGCAACGAUGCGGCAUUACACAGGCCGAGUUCGAGAGCUACAAUGCUCUAACGACGGCUCUCUGCAAUAGCAAUGCCCUUCAACCUGGCCAGUAUGUCUGCUGCUCGUCCGGAUCCCUCCCCGACUUCUCUCCCAAGCCCUAUGCCAAUGGCACCUGCUACACCUAUACCAUCAGCUCGGGCGACGAUUGCACCGACAUUGCCAAAGCCAACCAGAUGAACGCAACCAAGAUCGCCACCUAUAAUGAAGAAACGUGGGGCUAGGCCGGAUGUCAGCGUCUGCAGAUCGGGCAACAUAUUUGUCUAAGUGAGGGUACGCCUCCUUUCCCGGCUCCGAUAGGCAAUGCUGUGUGCGGACCCCAGGUUCCGGGCACUCUCGAACCCACCAACAUGACGGUGAGCAAUUGGACCAACCUGAACCCGUGUCCCCUCAACGCGUGUUGCGACGUAUGGGGCCAAUGCGGAAUCACGGACGAGUUCUGUACCGACGAUCCUGCUGACACCGGAGCACCCGGUACGGCAAAGAACGGCACGAACGGGUGUAUCUCAAACUGUGGGACGAAUAUCACCAACAACGAGGACAAGCCGAGCCAGGUCCGACGCAUCGGGUACUUCGAAGCCUGGAAUUCGGAUCGGGCCUGUUUGCACAUGGAUAUCUCCAAGUUCCAAGGCAGCGACUACUACACGCACGUUCACUGGGCAUUUGCGAAUGUGACCACCGACUGGGCGGUCGAUGUCAGCGGCUAUCAGGGUCAGUUUGACGGCCUGCUAAACCUGACGGGCAUCUCGCGCAUUCUCAGCUUCGGCGGUUGGGGGUUCUCCACCACGGGCUACACGGACAGUAUCUUUCGGACUGGAGUCCAGGCUGCCAAUCGGCAGACGUUUGCCCAAAAUGUGGUGAACUCCAUCGUGGACAAUGACCUUGAUGGUGUUGAUUUUGACUGGGAGUAUCCCGGAGCUCAGGAUAUCCCUGGGGUCCCUGCUGACUCCGUCGAAUCGCCUCAAAAUUACCUCGAAUUCCUCAAGAUUGUCCGCGACCUCCUGCCCUCGAGUAAAUCAGUUUCUAUCGCCGCUCCGGCCUCAUACUGGUAUCUCCGGGCAUUUCCGAUCAAAGAAAUGGCCGACGUAGUGGGUUACAUCGUAUAUAUGACCUACAACCUCCACGGCCAAGGGGACUAUAACAGGACCUAUGCUGACCCGGGAUGUCCGAACGGCGGGUGUCUGCGCAGUCAGGUCAACAAGACAGAGACUGAGUAUGCACUGUCGAUGAUCACCAAGGCAGGUGUGCCAGCGAAGCAAGUGGUUGCUGGAUUAGCCAUGUACGGGCGCAGCUUCAAGAUGGCUGAGGCAAACUGCACGGGGCCCGAAUGUCUCUUCACUGGUUCCGACUCUGGGGCCGACGCGGGAGAAUGCACUCAGAUACCCGGCUACCUGGCCAACUACGAAAUCUACGAGAUCCUGGUGCAGGCAGAGAACCCCGAUCUCUACGGCAACAUCAGCAUCACGCAGUACUACGAUGAAGGCGACGUGUUGAUCUACAACGAGACCAACUGGGUGUCGUGGCUCAGCCCUUCCAGCUACGCCGCGCGGCAGAGCUGGACGGACGGGCUCAACUUCGGCGGCACCUCCGACUGGGCGGUGGAUUUGAACGAGACCUAUUCCAACAACGGGACGGGCAAUGAGCUCUCCAGCAGACUGAAAUUGGACUUCACGGACUGCGACUACUCGUUGACCUUCGCCAGUCUGUCGGAUCUCUCCACCCAGGCCGGCUCGCUGCGCACCGAUUGCGUCGGCGCCUAUACUCUGCAGGUGCUGAUCGACAUGCUGGACACGGCCUACACCAACUACACCAACGUGAACAACGACUACGACGAGAUGUUCGGUUACUAUGUGACCUACAUCACGAAGCUGGUCCCCUCGACCCUGUCAAACGAGUUCAUUUCCGAGAAGACGACCGCGCUCACCCUCACGGACUCGGAUGGCUACGAGGCGGCGCUGGCCAACUUCGGCCUAGAGGCGGACUGGGUCACCCUGGGCGACUACGAGAAGGACCUCGACUUCGUGGCGCCGCACGCGAGCAAGAUGUUCGAGUACAAGUUCACCGGGUUCCCCAUCCAGAACGACUCGAUGGUCGUGCCCAACCCCAAGGACAUCGUGACCAAGGGGCUGGGCAGCAUUCCCGACCUCAAGACCAGCAUGCAGGCGACCCUGCUGGACAUCAUGAUGGGGGUGUGGACGAACGGCACCUCCUCGGACGCGGCGCUGGCCUACAGCACCCCGGUGUUCUUGCUGAUGCAGGCGGUCGACGAGAUGGCGCAGGCCAAGGCCCUGGGCCAGCAGGAGGAGAAGG